CGUCGAAGGAAAAAAAGGGAACAAAGAUUUGCAACGCUCCAAGCUGGUGAUCAGAUUAGUUUACUCGCCAAAAAACAACAUUGAGAAUGUUGAUCAGGGAGCGACUAAUUGCGGCAUCUGAUGAAAUAUGGGCGCUGUUUGAAAGAACGAUCGCGUCGUACGAGGAGGAGCUUUCUCGAACAAGAGAGGAGAAUGAGCGACUUCGACAACAACUGGAAGCUGUUAGCAAGACUCGCAUUGUGCGACACGUUGAAGACAUCCAGCAGCUGUUUGAUCAUCAAGAAGUACUUCCCCCUCAGCCGCAAUGGGAGGAGAGCUCCACUUUGGAGCAGGAGGUUCCCCAGCCCCACCACGUUAAAGAGGAGGAGGAUCCCCAGGCCCCCUUCGUUAAAGAGGAAGAGGAGGAACUCUAUAUCAGUCAAGAGGAAGAGUGUCUUCUCAGGCUGGAGGAGGCUGAUCUCACCAAGUUGUCACUGACUGUUGUCUCUGUGAAGACUGAAGACUAUGAAGACAAACCACCUGAGUCCUCACACCUUCAUCACAGUCCGAGUGAGGAGAUCAGAGGGGCGGAGUCUCCAAGCAGCAGCAGCUCACCACAGCACAUGACAACAGAAGCUGGUGGAGACCACUGUGAAGGAUCACAAGCGGAGAACCUCUUAGCUCCGCUAUCAGAUAGCGACAACACGUCACUCUCUCCUGGGGCUGAAGACGGGGAGGACAGGGCUCACGUUGACGACAAACACUGCUCAGUUUGUGCGAAAGGCUUUGCUGAUGAGAGGGAUUUCACUCGACACAUGAGAACACACACAAAACCUUUCACUUGUUCAGUUUGUAGCAAAAGAUUCUCUAAGAAGUCAAAUUUGGUAAAACACGUGCGGACACACACUGGAGAAAAACCUUUUAGUUGUUCAGCUUGUGGUAAAAGAUUCUUGCAGAAGUCACAUAUGUUGAAACACAUGAGAAAACACACUGGAGAAAAACCGUUUAGUUGUUCAGUUUGUGGUGAAAGAUUCACUGAAAAGUCAAUUAUGGUAAAUCACAUGAGAACACACACUGGAGAAAGACCUUUUUGUUGCUCAGUUUGCGGUAAAGGAUUCUCCCAAAAGUCAAAUAUGGCCAGACACAUGAGAAAUCACACUGGAGAAAAACCGUUUAGUUGUUCAGUUUGUGGCGAAAGAUUCACGGAAAAGUCAAAUAUGGUCAGACACAUGAGGAAGUACACUGGAGAACGACCGUUUAGUUGCUCAGUUUGUGGUAAAAGAUUCACUGAAAAGUCAAAUAUGGUAAAUCACAUGAGAACACACACUGGAGAAAAACCUUUUUGUUGCGCAGUUUGCGGUAAAGGAUUCUCCCAGAAGUCAAAUGUGGCACAGCACAUGUCAACACACAAGCCUUAUGCCUGUUCACCUGGUGCUAAAUCACUUACUCAGCCGACCGAUUUGGCAGCACACACGCGCACACACGAUGGAGAAAAACCUUUUAGCUGCUCUGUCUGUGGUAAAAGAUUCUCUCGAAAUUUACAUAUGGAAUCACACAUGCGGACGCACACGGGAGAAAAACCUUUCUGUUGCUCAGUUUGUGGCAAAGCAUUCAGCACCAAGGUGUCUUUGCGCGGACACCAAAGAACACACACUGGAGAAAAACCUUUCAGUUGUUCGGUUUGUGGUAAAAGUUUCUCGGAGAGGUCAAACGUGGCAUCGCACAUGAGAACGCACACGGGUGAAAAACCGUACUCCUGUUCACUUUGCCCAAGAACGUUCAGUCAGCAGAGCAAUUUGACAGUACACAUGCGGACACACAACAGGCCAACGGAUAUUGUCCCCUCCAGUCCGUCCUGAAAUGCGAUAGUUGCUCAACCGACCCAGGCUUUGUGCUGAAGGUGCAGCGCAACAAACCCUAAAUUCCCCAAACAGAACUAAACGGUAGUUCAACAGUGGUUAUCAACUUACUUUGUCAAUUCCGGUUCUUGGCUCUGUGCUCAGUGCGCGUUGACUUAAAAGGGGGCGUUUCAUGUCAUAUUGUUCUACUUCUACGCAAAAAUGAAGCGAUCCCAGCUGGUGUAUUUUACACAAGAUGAGCAAGUAAUUAUUAUGGAGUGUUGUUAUUGAUUAUUAUGGAGGAGUUCAAAAAAGGUUAUGACUGCCAAAAAGCAACACUGUUGCCACUAAUAGAGCGAGGGAGGACUAUCUUUUCAUUUUUUAAUGAUGUCUAUAUUAUUUUCAUAUUUUACUUAUCUCAAUAAUAUAAUUUGUGUGUGUUUAGUGUGCAAAGGAAAUUUUUUUUCUUUCUUGUGUCGGGAUGAACACACAAAUCUACUGUCUCUGUACAAUGACAAUAAAGACUCACAUUGCCCAAUACGCAAAACACUUAUCCGUUUAUUCAUGACUGUUUCAAAGUGAAAUCAUUCAUUAUAUUCAUUCUCUGUGACAAAUAAGUACUAGGUCGACUGAUGUGUGCUCGAGACAUGCUGUACCUUAUGAUGACCAGUAGGUGGCGGUCGCGACGUGUUUUGUGGCAGCUUUUUUUUGUGACUUUUUGUUCAAAUAAAGUG
Messenger RNA from Dunckerocampus dactyliophorus (ringed pipefish), 2551 nucleotides. Its product is annotated as gastrula zinc finger protein XlCGF57.1-like. Gene Ontology annotation, molecular function: DNA-binding transcription factor activity, RNA polymerase II-specific; RNA polymerase II cis-regulatory region sequence-specific DNA binding. Bases 87 to 1838 code for a protein of 583 amino acids. The transcript is spliced from 2 exons. Lineage: Eukaryota; Metazoa; Chordata; Actinopteri; Syngnathiformes; Syngnathidae. Gene Ontology annotation, cellular component: nucleus. The record is from RefSeq and is a predicted model, not a curated record. Gene Ontology annotation, biological process: regulation of transcription by RNA polymerase II; central nervous system development.